ACCACAACCCAAAGGACGUAGUGGAAGCAUCUGUGUGCCAUGUGAAGGACCUGGAGAACGGACAGUAAGUGCCUAAAAUCUUCAUAGGUAAUUUUAAAAAACCCAGAAGAGAGCUUAGAGCCAAAACCAAACCUUCUGCCUGGUUCUUCAGUUUCUUGAGAUGAUAAUUUAACUUAGUAAAUACCAUCAUAGGUGAGUGACACCAACUGCUCUUUACCCCACCGAUGUGAUCUUGAGGGUCUGAGCUCACCAUUCUGAGCUCUACACGGUGCAGAUGUAGCCUGAUGGCUGCUGGGGUUAUUGCAGCAAGGAGAUGCUGGGUGCUCAUGGAGACAACUUCUGCUGGCCAUGUUUGGGGCGUUCCUAAAAGAGUGUGCUCUGCUUUGUUGCAAGAAGGAGGUUGGAAAACUAGGGCUUAGAUAAAUACAUUGCCUGGAAAUGUGCAGUACAACAGAGCAAGAAGUUGCUGAGGGUGAGGAGUGUGUAAGAAUCAUGAAGGUUGAGAAAGAUCUCUAAGACCAUCUGUCCUUUACUUACCUGGCUGUAGCAGAAAGCUCUUUGGUCAAACAGGCAACUGCUAAAGCAAAGGCUGGAAACUGGAUCAGUCAGGAAUCUGAGCUUACACUCCAGCUGUGAGUACAUUUAACUAUUGAAACCUGUUACCAAGCACUACAGCAACCUUCCAGCAGCAGGUAGACAUUUUAAGUUGAGAAUGGCUCUUCUAGUGUCUAGCUCGAAGUAGAGGUAUGUGAGAAGGUCUCAUGGCUCAUAAGCAAUGGGUGAGGCCAGAGGAGUCCCUUCCUCCUCUGGAACUCAGAGGGAUACUUCAGGGUGCUGAUUUCAAGGGUAAGAGAACAGAGUGCCCCCCGUGGGGUCAGCACAGCCGUGAGGCACUUGUCACCCUCUGGGUCUUUGGGACUGAGCACAUGAUGGGGAGUUUGCAGCUUCCUGUGUAUUGCCUUUGAGAUGCCAGCUCUUGUUUUUGCCUCUUUCAGAUCACACAGUUCCUUGGGUAAGUUGUAAACUCUCACACUUAUCUUAUCUCCCUACAAAGUUAUGGUUGUCAUUUAACGAGAAGCACAGGUUUUAUCUGAAGUGCUGAGGAAUGCAGCAGGACUUGUACUGCUCUAUGUGAGUUGUGCUGACUGAAGGACAUCCCAGAGCCAAGUGUCCUGCUUGGGAGUGGGGCUGCCAGCUGGGGGGGCAGAUGGCUCCCAGGGCAAGCAGAAUGAGCUCCCUGCCCCUCUGCUUCCCCCCAUAUCUGCACUUCGCUCUGGAUUUCAUGGGGUGUCUCAGGGCUGGCAAGUGGGAGAUCUCUGCGUCUCUCUACAGGUACCUGAAUGGAGGUUGAAACCAGGAGGGGGUCAUUCUCCUGUCUUAAGUGACAAGGGAUAGGAUGCCAGGAAAUGGCCAAGGGGAUGUUCUGAUUGGGUGUCAGAAAGAAUUUAAUCAUGGAGAGGAUGGUCUGGCAGUGGACUGGGCUGCCGAGAGAGGCAACAGAGUCCCUGUCCCUGGAGGAUGCGUGAGGUGGACCUGGGCUGUGGGAAGGCACUGCUGAUCAAGGAAGGUGGCGAGUUCUAUGCCAUGGGACACAAAUGCCCCCACUAUGGGGCCCCGCUGGUUAAAGGGGUUUUGUCCAAAGGAAGGGUCCGUUGCCCCUGGCAUGGGGCUUGCUUCAACAUUGGCACUGGUGACAUUGAGGACUUUCCUGGCUUGGACAGCCUGCCCAGGUUCCAGGUGAAGAUUGAGAAGGAGAAGGUGUACAUCCGGGCAAGCAAGCAGGCUCUUCAGACACAGAGGAGGACAAAGAUGAUGGCAAAGUGCAUCUCCUUGAGCAACUACAACCUGAGCAGUACCAAUGUGCUGAUCAUCGGUGCAGGUGCAGCUGGGUUAGUCUGUGCAGAGACCUUGCGCCAGGAGGGUUUCUCAGACAGGAUUGUAAUGUGCACGAUGGACAGGCACCUGCCCUACGACAGACCAAAGCUCAGCAAGUCAAUGGAUUCCCACCCAGAGCAGAUCGCCCUGCGCCCCAAGGAGUUCUUCCGCACGUACGACAUUGAAGUCCUGACUGAAAUGCAGGCUGCGGCUGUGGAUAUCAAGAACAAGACGGCUGUGUUCAAGGAUGGAUUUAAGAUGGAGUAUAACAAACUGCUGAUAGCGACUGGAAACACGCCCAAAGCUCUCAGCUGUAAGGGCAAGGAAGUGGAAAAUGUUUUCAACAUCCGGACACCGGAGGAUGCGAACCGUGUGGUGAAGUUGGCCACCAGCAAGAACGUGGUUAUAGUGGGCGCUUCCUUCCUUGGGAUGGAGGUGGCUGCCUACCUCACAGAGAGGGCCCACUCGGUGUCCGUGGUGGAGCUGGAGGAGGUCCCAUUCAAGAAGUUCUUUGGAGAGAGAGUUGGCCGCGCUGUCAUGAAGAUGUUCGAGAGCCACAGGGUGAAGUUCUACAUGCAGACCGAGGUGUCGGAGCUCCGGGAGCAGGAGGGCAAGCUGAAGGAGGUGGUGCUGAAGAGUGGGAAGGUCCUGCGCGCGGAUGUUUGUGUUGUCGGUAUAGGCGCAGUGCCAGCGACAGGAUUUCUCAAGCAGAGUGGCAUCAACAUUGACUCCAAAGGCUUCAUCGUGGUCAACAAGAUGAUGCAGACCAACAUCCCUGGAGUGUUUGCAGCUGGUGAUGCUGUCACGUUCCCACUGGCCUUGAGGAACAAUAAGAAAGUGAAUGUCCCCCACUGGCAGAUGGCCCAUAUGCAUGGCCGUAUUGCAGCACUGAAUAUGCUGGCCCAUGGCACGGAGAUCAGCACAGUCCCCUAUUUGUGGACUGCAAUGUUUGGGAAAAGCAUUCGAUAUGCAGGCCAUGGAGAAGGAUUUGAUGAUGUCGUCAUUCAAGGGGACUUGGAUGAAUUGAAGUUUGUUGCAUUUUAUACCAAGAGUGAUGAGGUGGUGGCUGUGGCUAGCAUGAACUACGACCCCAUUGUCUCCAAGGUGGCUGAGGUCUUGGCUGCUGGCAGGGCCAUCCGAAAGCGUGAUGUGGAAACUGGAGAUAUGUCCUGGCUCACGGGGAAAGGCUCCUAACACAGACGUGGCUGCAACCUCCUGACGCUGCGCUGGCCUCGAGGAGAUGGGGAUGGCUGCAGCUCCACGGCACGAUACAAAUAGUGCACCCGAGUCAUUUUCCCUUGAGACUUGGCUGAACCCAGCCUCUUUCACCCAGCAGUCACCUUCCCAGCAGCUCUGUGCAUGCAAACCGCCGCCAGCACUCCUGGCCCCGCAGCCUCCGAGUGUGGGGUCAGCAGGUGGAAUUCCCACUGGAAAGUCAGGAAAACAGACCUUGGGUUUGGCACCAGCAUGGCUGGCAGGGAGCUGCAGACUGCUGACACGGGUGCCACGGUGCUGAUGGGUGCCACAUCCAUGCUCUCCAAGCGGCACAACGAGAGCCCCAAGCACAUCCCUUCACCCUAUGAAGAGCAUGAGUGCCUUUUGUCGCCCUCUGUGGCCAGGACAUGCUCUCAAGCACAUUGUCCCUUCCUAAAUCCUCUUUCCUUCCCCUGGAGCCCAGCAACCGCACCUUCUCCUUAGUGGUUACUGAAGGAUUGACAUUGCUGCUGACGUGCUACUCCAGGAAGAAGAGCUGGAGGAGUAUUUCUGGUUGUUCUCUGUCCUUCAUCACAUAUUCUUCCUGUUGCCUGGUGACAGGGCUACAUAUCUCAUCUCAUCUGCCAGUGUCAGUGCUCUGUGGCCAUGCUUGCUGCCCCUGGCUGUCAGAAGGGCCCUGGCUCUUGCUUAGGCGUGGAGGUGGCAAGUCCAGAGCCCUGUGUUUGUAGCCCUAGCAGAGCCAGGUGUGAGAUUCCCCCAUGGACAGCUUCCAGUCCUGUCCUUUGGGAGCUUUGUUCCCCACCUGUCACUGCAUUACCCUCAGCCCAAAGCCAUAAAAUUGUUAUUUUCAGUUUGAUUCACCCACCCCCAUGAAUGAAAGCGGUGCUCCUGUUGUGAUCCA
Gallus gallus (chicken) is the source of this 3991-nucleotide messenger RNA. It is a transcript of the gene AIFM3, whose product is annotated as apoptosis inducing factor, mitochondria associated 3. Bases 1519 to 3069 code for a protein of 516 amino acids. Gene Ontology annotation, cellular component: cytoplasm; mitochondrion. NCBI's taxonomy places the organism in Eukaryota, Metazoa, Chordata, Aves, Galliformes, Phasianidae. Gene Ontology annotation, biological process: execution phase of apoptosis. The record is from RefSeq and is a predicted model, not a curated record. Gene Ontology annotation, molecular function: oxidoreductase activity, acting on NAD(P)H; 2 iron, 2 sulfur cluster binding; flavin adenine dinucleotide binding. The transcript is spliced from 18 exons.